This is a messenger RNA of Acanthaster planci (crown-of-thorns starfish), 3557 nucleotides long. RefSeq names its product protein-L-isoaspartate(D-aspartate) O-methyltransferase-like. The record is from RefSeq and is a predicted model, not a curated record. Gene Ontology annotation, molecular function: protein-L-isoaspartate (D-aspartate) O-methyltransferase activity. Gene Ontology annotation, biological process: protein modification process. Lineage: Eukaryota; Metazoa; Echinodermata; Asteroidea; Valvatida; Acanthasteridae. Gene Ontology annotation, cellular component: cytoplasm.
GUUUUAGAAGAGCCAGGGCAAGCCUUGCAAAUUAGACGCCAACUUACCACGGACGAAAGAAUAGUUUGAUGUUUUAUAAACCCCAGGAUUUUUCCGCACCAAAUAGGAUGUUGAACAAAGUUACCACCCCCGCACAUGGACGAUUCUAUUUGGCCGCGGUGACCUUUACUGUGUUAUAUUCGAUGGGGGCGCCAUUUUCACGGUCAGCAAUGGCGUGGCGAUCCAGCGGUUCGACACACGACGAGCUUGUUUACAAGCUCAAACAACAUGGCAUAAUCAAAUCUGAGAGUGUCCACAAUGCCAUGAAACAGGUGGACAGGAAAAGUUACAGCAAGAGCAAGACUGAUCCUUAUGCAGACUCACCCCAAGGAAUAGGUUAUGCUGUUACUAUAAGUGCACCUCACAUGCAUGCCCAUGCUCUCGAGCUCUUGAAGGACCAUCUCUCGGAAGGAAAGUCUGCUUUAGAUGUGGGCUCAGGUAGUGGAUACCUCACGGCAUGUAUGGGGAUCAUGGUUGGUGAGACUGGACAUGUUGUGGGCAUUGACCACAUUAAGGAGUUAGUGGAUUGGUCGAUAAGCAAUGUGCAGAAGGAUCAUGGGUACUUGCUGGAAUCAGGCAGAGUCAAGCUAGUCACUGGUGACGGGAGAAAAGGCUAUGUGGAGGGUGCACCUUACGAUGCGAUCCAUGUUGGAGCAGCUGCCCCUGUAUUACCUCCAGCUCUCAUAGAACAGCUGAAGCCAGGUGGCCGACUGAUCAUCCCAGUGGGUCCCCAGGGAGCCAAUCAGAUGCUAGAACAGUAUGACAAAGACCUGGAGGGCCGCGUGACAAAGAAGAACCUGAUGGGUGUGGUCUAUGUGCCGCUGACCAGCAAAGAGCAACAGUGGCCCGGAAGACUUCUAGCGGCCAUUCUGAAGCGGCAAAAGUCUGGAGAGAGCAAAGAGCCUGGACCUUCGUCUUGACCCAAAUUAAUGCUAGAAGUAGACAUGAUCUAUGAAGUGUUCCUGAUGGCCAUAAACCUGCAGCUGUGGAUUUUGUGACUGCUGACUCUGCGCUUCGUACAGUGAACUUCACUGCUGCUGCCAUUUUGCCAGAUGUCUUGUAAAUAUGCAUACGUUUUCCUGAAAUAACCAUUGUAACUUGCAUGUGAAUUCAGUGGAACCAACUCUGGCAGAAAUGGCCCCGAAGUCAUGUUUAUCAAUGGUCUUUUGGCCCUCUGUUUUGUUUUCAUAAUUGCUCAUGUUCAUGGAAUCAGACGUCUUUUGUCAAUGUUGACUUAUCCAUUUUUUAGAGUUAAAUAUAAAAGUUUCAGUCGGGUUGCCUCAUGCAAGAAGUAACAACAUUGUUGACUGAUGUUGACUACUGCAAGUCAUGUGGUUGGAAAAGUUUGCCAAGGUGAUCCUUCUAGCAUUAGAUUUUCCUGAGGCAAAGCUGAGGGAAAAUGAAUCACUCAACAAGUUACUCAGAAAGUCCAGACCUACUCGUCCGAGAGUUAGUGGUGUCUCACAGAUUUUUCUGAGUUUUCUUCUUUUUUUCAUUUCAGUAAGACCAAAAACUAAAGCAAAUCUACAUCUGGUAGCAUUCAAAACCUUUGAAAAUUCACUUGCACGUUUCCAAACUUCCCUUGAUGAGAAAGUUUCCAUCCACGCAAACACCAAAAUGCACAGCAAGCAUGAGUAUGAUAUGAAUGCAUGUGCACACAUACAAAAGUCUGGUUGUUAAUGGCAGACUACUUCAGCUGGCGUACCCACUUUCCAGAACGAGGCUGACAUGGUGUAGUCCAUUUAGGAGUGCAUUGUUAAAUAGUUAAAAACAGCAAACACCACUUGAAGUGCACACGGCCAAUUAAGAGAGCAUCAUUCAGUCACUGCGCAGUCCUUACAUACACGCUCGCCUAGUUCUUCCACAUUGAAGCUCUCGCUUAGUGCACUUGUGCCUAUCUUGAAAAUGCAAACCACGAUUUGAUGGCAGCGUUGCUACACGAAGAAUGUUGGUCACAUUAUUUUAUCUCCCUGCCUUCAGAUUUCCAGGGAUGUGGUUGUGAGCGUACUGCAUGUAGGAUGCCAUGUGUGCUGCAGAGAAUGACUUUCAUGUUCUUUGUAUUCCAAACAAUGAGCAAAGGCCUUGAGAUGAGCGGACUAGUAUUUUGCCCCAGGAAAUUGGAUGUCUUCCCACUGUCAAAUUGGGGGAGAGCCUGUAGGUUGUUGGAGUAGAGCGCGACUUGCAUGCNAACUGUUUUAUUGCGGAUGAAUACUGUGGCAAAUUGUAUUAAAGCAAUGAUGCCAGGAUCAUUGUAACUUACAACACUGUCCUGGCAGGGUGCGCAUUUCUCUGUCAGGAUGCUUGGCUUUGAUUAAAAACUAGAAUGGUAUUGUAUUGUGACCAACUGCACUGCCAUCGGAAUGUUGGACUGGAAAGUUAAGUUUUAGUUGCUCAUGAUGGGGGAUGUACGUGCAUUACAUGUAGUUGUGUCUUGCAAGAAAAACGUUCUGAAUGUUUUCAUACAUUUGAUGUGAUUCUUUAUCUGCGACUUCCUCCAGAAAGACACACGGUAGAGCACAAUUAUGUCCUUUGCUUGAUGGGUCAUUUUGUGUAAAUUCACCCAAAUCUCUUUGGGGUACAUGUAGGGACUGUAAAAAACUUCACAGGUCCAACCGAGAAUACGAAAAAAAAAGGAGGCAUGGCUAUAUUGGGGGCGGGGGGUUGAUGGGCAUAAUUUCAUAAAGAGAAGUGAGUUGAUGGCCCGAGAUUUUUUUUUACCCAUAUCGAAGUCUGUCAAGUAAUACUCCGUGAGUUGUCAUGGAAUGGCACCGAUUUGUAUCAAAGGCUUGUUGACUUUGCAAAGAGCAGAUCUCAUAUGGGCUUCAUUACUUUUACUUGCUCCCAACUCAAGUGAAUUUUAAGAAUAAUUUCAUUUUACAUGCAGACAUUCUGGCAUUUUGUAGAGAUUUUUUUCCAUAGCAUAAUACAUGGAAGCGACUAAUCAUAAAUCUUGGUGACAAAACCAACCAGUGGACAAUAAGUGUAGUUAAUUUUUUUAAAUUUUUGCCCGACUUCGGUUUGUAAAUAAUAAAGCACACAUUGCUACAGGUUCUUUACUUUUUAUUGUAGGAUGGAUGCAUCAAUAUUUAUUGGACACAUUAAGGAAAAUAAUGCGAUAGUCCCAUAUUUCCCACCCAAACAUGUUUUACAAAUGAGAAUUGUUCAUAAUCUUCAAUAUUGAUAAUUACAUGUGAACUUGGACAACAUGCUUGUGUCUGAUAUACAGCAAAGUUGUGUUACCGCUUCUCUUAUAUAUCUUUCCAAUGAAUUAAAUGUGUUGAAUCAUAGGGGAAGGACACAGGAGUUAGAACUGCCCGGGCUGUAACAUCUGGCCAAUUACCGCUUUCUGGCAUGCCUGGUAUGUCCAUAGCCAGAGCGCAAUGAACGCUUGCUAUGCACCCUCUGUUUUACAACCACGAACCCCCUUGGUACCCUAUGAUUGCCGCCGCAAUUUGUCGAUGGUAAUCUGCAUCCUUAAAACUUUGUGCACUGAGGUAUAGGAAUGAAUAUUCAUGCCU